Dioszegia hungarica is the source of this 1755-nucleotide messenger RNA. RefSeq lists its product as uncharacterized. The record is from RefSeq and is a predicted model, not a curated record. The coding region runs from base 1 to 1755 and encodes 584 amino acids. Gene Ontology annotation, molecular function: protein binding. The transcript is spliced from 3 exons. Lineage: Eukaryota; Fungi; Basidiomycota; Tremellomycetes; Tremellales; Bulleribasidiaceae.
AUGGGUCCCAAUCGCGAUGCCCUGACCAGCAUCCAUUCCAUCCCAACAUCCCAUCCUCCUGUCACAUCCACCCUCACCUCCCUCCCCCACGAACUCAUCUCACAAGUCAUUGGCUACUUGGACCAGUCCAGUUGUCUCGCGCUCUCCCGAGUCUCACGCAUCUUCACGUCGGCAACGGAACAAGGCAUCUGGGGGAGGCUCAAUCUCUACCUCCCUCCUUACUUCGGAACCUACCCGCUUCAUACGCCAGAGCUAGCCGGCCGAGCGGGACAGCCAGAUGUCUGGGCCACCAAGGAGCCAAGCUUGGCGGAGGAGCGGCACGAAGCUGGUCUGGCGGACAAGGUCUCCAAGAUCGUCCAGCGGGCGGAUGCCAACCCGCGCAGGUGGGCGAUGGUGGAGCAUGUCCACAUCAUCCCCCGCUCGGAGGCGAUUGAAGGGAUAGUCGAUAUCCUUGUCAAUACUACCAACCUGCAGUCUCUCGAGGUGGACUGCCCGCAGGAUAACAACUUCUUCUGGCGUCGGAGCUCGUUGGGCCCGGAUGAUCUCUUCGAACCCCUCGAUCUACACCUCCUGUCAGCGGGGCUGAGAUUCCCCUCCCUCACCCAUGUUCGACUCGGCGCAUACACCAUUCGGAACAUCGGCUUCCUCCCCCUCCUCUGCAAUUCGGCCCCACAUAUCCUCUCCCUGGAUGUCAAUAUCGACCACACGCUAUACGGGCCCGAAAUCGAGGAGGAGGAACAGCUGGGGGAUGAGGACCUGGUCUUCCCUCAGUUCAAGCGCAACACAAAGAUCGAGGUGCUGCGUAUUGCCUUGCAUGACAAUUGCGAUAGGGAGACGUCGGAGGAUGAUGACGACGAUGAGGAGUCCGAAAUCAACGACACCAUCAUAUCCUCCUUCCAACGCAUCCCUUCCGUCAAAAAGAUCUCCCUCACGUUCACCGUGCCCAAUACAAGGGAAGCCUUCUACAACAGGAUGAUGGCGUCGAUUCAGUCAUAUCGCUUUCUCGAGGAUCUCGACAUCGAGGAAUACGAUCUAAACGGAUACUUGCCUUCAAUCAACGCGCUGGCACAAAGAGAGGAUGGUACGACAGCGUUCCCGGCGCUCCGACGGCUAGGCGUGAUGUCCAGGGAGUGGCCCGAUGCGUUUGGACUUUGGAUCGCCAUUCCUAGUCUCGAGAUCAUCCUCCUCGAUUGCUUCUCCGGUGGUCCACCUUCCGGCACCCGGCGCCCUAGCAUCGACCCGGUGGUCUAUCACAUGUUCCCAACCUUUGCGGAUCAAAUUCGCUGCGCAUCCCGCCUUCGUCUCCUGUCCCUCGCUUGGGACGUGAGGAGGGCUCAUAGCGGACCCGACGGCGGUGCCAGACUCAGGCGGCUGGCCGACAUCGAAGCGCUAGGCGGUACCGACAACAUCCGAUCGUAUCGGCAAGGCGGCUCUGAGCUCCUGCACGCACAAAUCCUCAUGCACCAUCGCCAGGUGUCUGAUCUGGAAUACAUCCCCGAGAUCCCGCCGCUCCCGCGAGACUCCUCCCUACAGUACGACAGGGCGGAUGGGUCGCGGAGGGAGGUGGCGUUCGAGAGGGUGGCAGAGCCGAUGCUGCAGCACUGGACGGACUACGACGGAAAGUCCGUCCCGCUAGACAUCAUCGAGAGGAUGCGAGUAGUUGAGGGGCUCGAUCCGCAGGCCUGGUGCAGACGAGGCCUGGAGGUGGGGGAGGCGGCUUUGAAGGUGUUGACAGACUAUUUGGAGGGGGAGUAA